GCCGAUCUCUGAUAAGGGGGUCCAGAGAGCGGUUGGGCUGAUAAUGCCUGACAUGCUGAAUUACUCGGCACUCGAUUUAGCCAACCAACUUGGGCGAUUGCAUGACGGCUUGGCUGGAUGGUCUCAUCCUCUUCGAAGAGGCGGCCUUUGUUUGUGUGCCUGCCUGUUCAUGGACUCUGGAAAAGAACGAAAAGCGAAUGAGGGUACCUCAUUCGAUUCCUUUCUCCCUUUGUAAAGUGUGCCCCAAUCAUUUUUUCUCCCCUCUCUUGUGAGACUGGCCCGUCUGUCAUUGGUCAGUUUAGGGGUGGUCCCCGUCUAGUUGUGGAAUAGAAGAGGGCCUUAGGUAUCACCGGGGGGUUGAAGGCGGUCGGAUGGGAAGGGGGCAGGGUAGGAGGGUAGGGUGAGUGCGUCGGUUUUCUUCGCGGGGGUGGGAGAGAGGGGUUGGAAGUGGCUGGAAAGGGGCUGUUGCUUAAAGGGUACACAUAAGGGAGAUUUGAUAUUGUGCAUAGCGCCUAGCAAAUAUGGCGCUGCAGCGCCCGCUUUACCGAUCAAGAGCCGCUGUAGCUGCUCUUGAUCGUCUCCUGUUUUCCGCUCCUGCGGGUCGCUGCAAAGUGGAGAAUCGACAGUCGCUGCCUCGCCGAGUUGCCGAACUGACCGGACAAGAUGGUGGCGAUCGGACGCUGCAACGGGAAUUGCAGUCGCGCCCUCUGCACAAUAAUGCUGUGAGUCCUUCGACUUCACCGGCUUGCGGCGCGCUCUCCAAACCAACGUCGUCAUCAGAUUCCUUUGGCUUUGACGGUGGCUUUGUAAUGCGACUCAUUCGUUCUGUUUCGGUGACGAGUUCUGCCAGAAGUCCCCUUGGUUGUCGGGUGUUCGGAAGCGGUCUGCAGCCUUUGACGACGACGGCCACCACCUCCCCGCACGGGGAGGUCCCUCCACUGAAGGUGUCUAUCGAGUCUCUGAAAGAUACCUCCAUAGAUGAGACAGAGGGGGAGAGCAGUGGCGGUGGUCCGGUUCCGAGUGGGGAGGAGCAUGCGGAUAACGAGGACGAGCCCGUUAUACCGCCGGAGCAGCUUGCGGUGCGCCGGCAGGAGAUCGGUGGGCCGACAGGUCCUGAACCGACACGCUACGGCGACUGGGAAAGAGGAGGGCGAUGCAGUGACUUUUGAGUUGUCGUUUUGCCUUGCAAUUUGUUGCGCUGUUGGCCCCCCCGCGAUGGGGCUGGCUACCAUGCAGUUGCAGCGUGCGUCUUGUAUUGUUCAUAACUUUUGACCUGUCGACAUUUUCUCUUUCUGUUUUUUGUGUCCAUGGCUGAGUUACGAUGGCAGGUCGACGUCUCCGUUUCCAUCUUUUUUCGAACUUCCUCUUGUUGGUAAUGCUCUGCUAGGUUGAAGCUCCCCCCCCCCCCGCCCCCCAAUACAUCUGGAGAAACCAGAUGGUAGGUGGUGUAGGUACGCUGGACCCGUUUUCCAGCAGUUGAAGCUCCCCCCCUCCCCCCCUCCCCCCCCACCACACACAAUACAUCUGGAGCAACCAGAUGACUGGCUGGGUUGGGCUGCAGUCCUACCACUCUGCCCUCUAACGUCUUCACCCGAGUAGAACGCCGGGUCAUUAUAGCUGUAUUUGGCACAACUUUCGGUCGAGAUGCAGCGGUAAUGACUGGGCAUUCGGUAGCAGUUAGUUGGGCUCUUCAAGAAGGAAAAACACACAAAGGAAGGUAUAAUGGACCUGCCAUGUGGUGUGGCACCAUUGGCUAUCUUUGUCGCCGAAAAUCUCACAUCGAUGUGAUGUGCAAAUCGUGGCAACGCUAACUCGUUGCGGAUCAGGUUCAUGCCCAGCAUGAAAGCCCCACUCAGAACACUGUGAAUCGGAUUCACAUUCAUUCAAUGCUAGAAGAGCUGGUACAUAUGAGAAAUCGUGAAACAGAUGCGAAAAUGAAUUCGAUGCUAAAGC
Molecule: messenger RNA, 1953 nt
Organism: Chara braunii
Lineage: Eukaryota; Viridiplantae; Streptophyta; Charophyceae; Charales; Characeae
Source: the annotation of a GenBank genome assembly